CAUUUGCUGCCCUGUCUCUGUCUCAAAUCUCUGUCUCUCUUUCUUUCUAUAGUUGAUUCAAUUGAUGGGUUCAUUCCUCUCCAAAAAAAAAAAUUUGAUAGGUUCAUGCAUGUGUGUGACGAAUAUGCCGUUCCAGCAAGAUGGAGACUUUUUUGGAACUCCUUCUUCUCCGCACUCCAUUCCAACAAGUUAGUUCCCAACCUCCGUUCGUUUGCAUUGCAAAUUGCAAUAUUGCAUUCCAUGAUGAAACCUAUAUAUACAAAGUCCUCAAUUAGCUCUCUCUCCAUCUCUUGCAAGUAGUUGCAACAAGCAAGCUAGCUAGGCAGCCAAUAACAAAACAAAUUCUUGGGUCUAUCCAUCCAUCCAAGGUCCAAUUAAGUUUAGCAAGAGAGCUUUGAAGCUAGUUUUAAUGGCGGGCAAGAUCAAGACGGUGGUGGUGUUGGUGCAGGAGAACCGGUCGUUCGACCACAUGCUGGGCUGGAUGAAGUCCCUCAACCCGGAGAUCGACGGCGUCACGGGAACCGAGACCAACCACGUCAUCGCCGGCGACGCGUCCUCCAAGGCCGUCGUCUUCUCCGACAAGUCCGAGUACGUGGACCCGGACCCGGGCCACUCCAUCCAAGCCAUCUACGAGCAAGUCUACGGCACGCCCUUCGUCGACGCCACCGCCACACCGAUCACCCCUUCUUCCCCGGCGACGAUGGCCGGCUUCGCGCAGCAAGCCGAGAAGGAGAAGCCCGGGAUGUCGGAGACCGUGAUGAGCGGGUUCAAGCCCGACGCCGUGCCCGUUUACAAGGAGCUCGCCAAGGAGUUCGCCGUGUGCGACCGCUGGUUCGCGUCGAACCCGGCGUCGACGCAGCCCAACCGGCUCUUCGUGCACUCCGGCACCUCCCAUGGCCUCGUCAGCAACGACACUAAAACCCUCGUCGCCGGCUUGCCACAGAAGACCAUCUUUGACAGUCUCGACGAUGCCGGCCUUUCGUUCGGCAUCUACUACCAGUUCCCGCCGGCCACGCUCUUGUACCGCAACCUCCGGCAGCUCAAGUAUCUUGACAACUUCCAUCAGUACGAUCUCUCGUUCCGUCGCCAUUGCCGGGAAGGGAAGCUUCCCAAUUAUGUCGUCGUCGAGCAGCGGUACUUCGAUCUCGCAAAUAUAGGGCUCCCCGGGAACGAUGAUCACCCUUCCCAUGAUGUCGGCGAGGGGCAGAGGUUCGUGAAGGAGGUGUAUGAAGCUCUCAGGGCCGGGAAGCAAUGGGAGGAGACGCUGCUAGUUGUGACGUAUGACGAGCAUGGGGGAUUUUACGACCAUGUCCCGCCGCCUUCCGGCGCCGGCGUCGUGCCCAGCCCCGACGGCAUCGUCUCUGCGCCGCCGUUCUUCUUCAACUUCGACCGCCUCGGGGUCCGCGUCCCGGCCUUCUUCAUUUCGCCGUGGAUCGAGCCUGGGACGGUGGUGCACCGGCCGGCCCAUGGGCCGGAGCCCACGUCGGAGUUCGAGCACUCCUCCAUCCCAGCCACCGUGAAGGCCAUCUUCGGCCUCCCGAGCUUCCUCACCAAGCGCGACGCCUGGGCCGGGACAUUUGACACCGUGCUCACCCGGCAAACGCCGCGGAAGGACUGCCCUACCAAGCUGCCGGAGCCGGUGAAGAUGAAGCGUCUGACGGCGGUGGCGGCGGCGGCGCCGGUGAUCUCGGAGUUCCAGGCGGAGCUGGUGCAGCUGGCGGCGGCGCUCAACGGCGACCACGCCAGGGAGGACUACCCGGAGAAGCUGGUGGAGGGCAUGACGGUGCCGGAGGCGGUCAGCUACUGCAACGACGCCUUCAAGGCGUUCCGCGACGAGUGCGAACGCUGCAAGAGCUGCGGCAUGGAUGGGUCCCAUGUCCCCAUCUUGCCUCUGCCGGCGCCGCCAGCACCACCGGCGCCGGAGAAGAAGAAUAGCUUCCCGUCCAAGAUUCUGGCUUGCUUUGCGUGUGGCCGUUCUUAGGCAGGCUUCAGGAUUCAGACUCUCUGUUGGUUGGAUUCGUUGGACAGUGAUAUGAGCAAGACUGGUUGGUUGCUUCACGAUAGACAAGACUGGGUCGUGUCUCAUCAAAACAGAAAAAAAAAAGGUUUCUUUCUUUUUAUAUGAAAAGAAAAAGGAAAUUUGGUUGUAUAGGAGAAGACGCAUGUAAAUUUUACAGUGUUACUCACGUGUGAGCAGAUUGAUGUAAUGAUGAUGAUGCAUAUUUAUAAGUGAGAUUUUCUUAUGUGUCAUA
Molecule: messenger RNA, 2252 nt
Organism: Brachypodium distachyon (stiff brome)
Lineage: Eukaryota; Viridiplantae; Streptophyta; Magnoliopsida; Poales; Poaceae
Product: non-specific phospholipase C4
Exons: 1
Coding region: 410-1981 (523 amino acids)
Biological process (GO): phospholipid catabolic process
Molecular function (GO): hydrolase activity, acting on ester bonds
Source: RefSeq, a predicted model, not a curated record